Molecule: messenger RNA, 5636 nt
Organism: Boleophthalmus pectinirostris (great blue-spotted mudskipper)
Lineage: Eukaryota; Metazoa; Chordata; Actinopteri; Gobiiformes; Gobiidae
Product: ataxin-1
Exons: 3
Coding region: 2596-4575 (659 amino acids)
Biological process (GO): nervous system development; negative regulation of transcription by RNA polymerase II
Cellular component (GO): nucleus
Molecular function (GO): RNA binding; protein binding
Source: RefSeq, a predicted model, not a curated record
UAUAAGUACUAUGUGCGUAAGGAUGUGUAACUUGGGUGCUAAAUUUCAGCGUAUAGUCAUUUCCUGAUCUUCUUAUUUUCACUACCUUUGGUGAACUUUGUAAUUGACUUAUUUCAUUUCUUUCAUUAUGAGUAGCACAUUUCUAAUUUUACUCUGACAUUUACAACAAGUAGCACUGAUUGGAUCAUGUUUCCUUUAGUUUUGUGUAGAAAAAAUAUCUUGUUUGCGUCUGACCUGCUGACAGUAAUUUUUAUCUUAGAUUUAAUUUAAUUUUAGCAGUUAAUCUUGUGUGCUGUGCAUGUUUAUUUUCGAUGAUUUAAAAUUAAUUAAGGUCGUAUUAGGCCCUAUAAAUCUACACAAAUAUAGUACUAAAAAUAUAUGCACAAAAAGUAAUUUAAAGUUUCUUCUAUUGUGUGCAACAAGUUUGAUUUCUAGACAAUUGCUUUUCUCAUCCUUAUUGAUGUGAUUGUAAGGAGCCCACACAUUUAGUCACAGUUGCAGACAGCAUUGAGGCCCACACAGCCAACUUUCACUUCACAAAAACCCAUUGAGUUUGAGAGAAAAGAGUAUUCCCCCAAAUGUCACCGGAGACGCGCCCUGUUGGCGGAGCUUGAGUGCGUGUCUCUCUGUGGCCUUGUGCUAGAUGCUAAACACAUUUCCCUGUCUGAUUAGCUUUUCACUUGAUGGAGGUUGACAAGUUAGACAAGGUUAGCCUGCAAUUGACUGUGGCUGGUUGUAUUCUCUUCAUUUUCAGUCAGUUUCGGAGCUUAAAAAGAUGUACUUACAGCCCUGAAAGAACAGCAUAUGUGGUGUGUGGUAAUUAAACUGCUAUUACCAUUUGAUUGCUUCAUUAUAUUCAAUUUUCCUCCCCCGUGCUUCUCUGGUUUACACUUCUGUAUUGGCGUUCGCUGAUGAGAAUUAACAUCUGAAGUAGCAUUGUACUAAUAUUACCUUAUGUGAGCAGAUCCAGUCACAAGAGGUCAUAGGCUAGUCUAGUGUUUGUGCCAGUCCCAAGUCUGCACAUAAAUGUUUUGUCAGAACUGCAUUUAUACCUAGUUAAUACACAUUUCGCCGUAGGUGGUAUAUGUAGUGGCAAAAAUAUACAAUAUUUUACUAUGUAUUACACAUUUUCAUAAAAACUACAUAUCUUGAGUUGCUUGUCAGUUAAUUCUUGACAGUGGGAGAAUUGUUUGUUCAAAUGCACAUGAUCGGUUUUAUGAUAUUUUUAAUGGAAAAUGCUGACUUAUAACUUGACCUGAUCUUGCUAUAUACUUUCCCCCAGCCAGAUAGAUAUAUUAAAUGCAAUACUGUGGAACAUUCCAGACAAAGCAGUAUCAUAUUUAUGGAGACAAUGGCAGACCAUCCACCUAGAAAGUUACGUAGUGAACCUUUAAUAGUUCCUUUAAGCAUAUAUUUAGAACAAUUGUGAGCAAUGUUUUCCCAUCUAUAUCUAUUCUAAACUAGCAGUCUGAACUCUCAAUUUUAUCAAACUCUUUGCUUGCAGGUAUAAAUAAAGUUACCUGAACUUGAACCUGAAGCAUUAUUAUAACUCACUGUUCCUCAGUGUCAUUUCUCAAUUUUACCCCAAGUCACCUAGCUUGCCACCCCUCUGUUCUGUAGAUACACUGUCUGCCUUGGCUCUUGUCCUGGUUUAGCCUUUCUCGCGCGCUGUAGUUUUUUAGACACGGCACUGUGAAUGAACUCUCCUAAUAAGCUGUACCCGCCAUGCCAGCACUCCACCUCACUUCACCAGCUGAAUCAUUCAAAUCAAACCCUUCUGUGCUCUCCCGCCGUGCCCUCUCUACCCCCCAUCCCCUAGCUUUCACAUGUAAACUUACAAAUAGAAGAAAACUGUGUUGUUUUUCUUAAAUAUGUGAUAGAUUUGAGGUUUAGCUUUGACUCAGACGCUGUAGAAAAAGUGUGUAGGAUGGAGUUCCAUACCACGUCCCUCCCCAAAUCAACCGUCUCCUCCAACUAAAGAAAUUAAACCAGCCAAAUCAGUCUAAUUAUAUGAAUAUUGCAUUGUAUUGUUGAAUAUUCUCUACUCCCUCCACAAGCUGCCUCUCAGACUAUAUAGCCAGACGGUAUAUGAUAUAUGUAUGCAUGUUUGUAUACUGAUUAAAAGCAAGUGGGCGGCAGAAAGCAACUGGUCUGCCUGCCUGUGUAGCUCGGCAUAGCAUGUUUCACAGUGCUAGAUAUUACUCAUUUCCUUAGCCCUUUUUGCACACACACAAUUCACACACACACACACACUUCAGUACGGGCUUUCUCUCCCUUACUUCACUUUGGUGGGCUGCUACACAGAUCAGAAGGAGCAGGUUUAUGUUGAAGUCUAGUAGGAUUUUUACUCUACGGGAGGGGGCAUUGGAUGGGGUAAUAAACUUUGGGAAUUGGAGUGAACUGGUGACAGCUUUGGGGCUUCUACUGCAAGAAAGGUGAGUGCUGCUUCAGUGCACAAGGCUCCACAGUGAUCGCACAGGGAUGCUCCUCUAUCGCCGCCCGUUCUUCUCCCGUGAGGCUCAUGUGACCUAGCCACACCCACUCUCAGGGGGCCACACCCACUCACAGGGGGCCCUCCUCCGCUGGAGCCCAUCCAUGAAUCCCAGUCCCGAACGCGGCAAAGAGUGCCUCCCCCCCAAGAAGAGGGAGUCUCGACAAGGGUCUUCAGAUCUGCCCCUGGAUGAGUUCAAACCCCCUGUGCCACUACGGGUUAGGCCCAGCACAGGGAGGGGGGAGGGGGCCAGAGAGGCCAGUGACAGGGUCCUGACUAACCCCAACAGCCACCUCCUCCACACCCCUCCUCCUCUGCCCACUCCUGCCCCCAGCUUACCCCUGCCGCUGCCAUGGCACCUGGGCUACUCCCCAUCAGUGUCCCUGCCCCUGUUCUCUGGGCAGGUGGAGAGGAGGGGGGCGGGCUCUCCGGCCUGGAGAGAUGACCCUUUGACCUCAACUUUACCUCACCACUCUCGCUGGAACAGAGGGGAGGGGCUCCUGUCACUGCCUCCCCCUCCAUCCUCCUCCUCUUCCUCAUUUAAAGCCCCCUUCCCCGCAGAUUCCAGGGAGAUGUGGUCCUACAUGAACAGUGGCCGCAGGGAUUACAGCUCGUCUCUGUUCCCCCCGUCCUACCUGUUUGGGCACCACUCUCUGUACUCACAGGACACAGCCUUAGCUGAUCCCAGACACAGGUAUGCGGGAAAGAGGCCCAAUGGUCUGGAUGGUCCUGGCAGCAGGACUGCCACCUCCUCCAAGCCUCUGCUGGGAGAAUAUGGGAACGAUAGCAGCCGGCUGGACAUCAGUCCACACAGCACUCACACCAACGGAGCGCGCAGACACCAAGAGAAUCUGUCCUCUCUGUGCCCGUCUGCAGGGCUCUUCCUGAGUGAUUCGGCUGCUCAGGAAGAGCCACAUUCCUCCCUGCAGGACACACAUGGACAUGCCCACGUACACUCACACGGACAAACACACGGACAUGCACACGCACUAGUGAAGAGCAGCUCCAGUCUGCUCUCUCCCAGUGGCCAUCCUCUCGGAGCAGACACCCGGGUGGGGAGAGGGGACCUGUUAGACCCUUUAGGGGUUUCAACAGCCGAAGCACAGGUUUAUUACUCUUUAGGAAUGUCUCAGAACUAUCCCCUCUACAGCCCCUCAGGUACCCCUCUGUACAACCUGCACAGGGACCCCGGGCCUAGGCAGCACGCCGUCCGGAGCACCCCCCACUCACCUCUGGGUGUGUCCAACAAUCACGAGCGGCCCCAAAGAGACAGAGAACAGGAGAGGGACAGAGACAGAAGUAAGGACAAAGACAAGCACUUACCACAGCACAGAGACCAACAGAGGGACAGUGAGCCCGAGCGGAGACGGGACAGGGCAAGGGGAAGGGACCUGUCUCCUGGCCGCGCUCACUCGUCGCCCCCUGCACUCCUACCUCACUUCACCAAGGGGUCUUUGAUCGAGCUGGCCGGAGGGCGGCUGAAGCGCGUGGAGGAGCUGAGGACUGAGGACUUCCUGAGGAGCGCAGACACCUCUCCAGACCUGCACCUCAGCACCUGCAAAGUCCUGCUCAUCUCCCCCAGCAGCACCCAUGGGUUCAGCCACAUGCAAGUGCACCUCACCGACCGCAACACUCAGGAGUUACUGAAGGUUCUGGUGGAGUACCCGUUCUUCGUUCGGGACAGGGGCUGGUCUUCUUGCUGUCCACAGAAAACCCUGCAGCUGUAUGGUCUUUCGUGUCGCCAGCUCUCCGAGGGGGAUGUGUGUCUGGCCCUCACCCCGACCCCUACCCCCACUCACCGGGCGCGUCCCAGGCCCCACCGCACCCAGUCCUCCUCCUCCUCCUCCAGAACGCACAGAGAGGACAUGCCCCCUCCGCCUCCUCCUCCGCCCCUUCCUCACCACACCCCCACCACCGUCCCACCACCAACUCCGCGCUCCUUGGUCACCUCAGAGACGGACAGCAGGGGGCAGUCUCGUCCACGUAAGCGGCGCUGGUCUGCCCCCGACACCUUCCCCUCCACUGGAACUGAAAAAAGCGUUUUGGAUUUACCUCAAGGCUCAAAGCUGAUGAAGUGGCAGUAGAAUAUUGCACAUUUUAGCACACACACAAACACACACCCUGCUUGUUACUCUCAAACUUGGGAGAACACAAGGUGGGGUUGCAGGGAAGGAAUUAAUGUCAUGAUUUUUACGGGUGCCCAAAAUGAUUAAAACCACCUUAGCUCAGUCCUGAGAGGAGCAGUUGAAGAUGGCUCUUUAGAGACACGUUUAGUGAGACAAUCAAAGCACUUGUCUGUGUUCACUGUUUUUGUAAUGGUUGUCCCACACACCUACUUAACAACAGUGAUUCGGCAGGGUAUCGAUUUUCAACCAGUGUUAAGGCUAUGGAACAAGUGCAUAUAAAUAUACAUAUGAAGACUAUACAGUAUAUAUAUAUUACAUUACUGAUGUUGUAUACAGUAAAUAUGCUAAACUAAUGCAAUCUCUGUCAGUAUUGCAAUGCAUUUGUUUUAUUUUUUUUUUAUUUUUUCUUGCUUUGAAGCCGCUGAGUCGGCCUGGGUAGGCAAGAUGAAUGUAUAAGCAACUCUUUUCGCCUUUUUCUUCUCGUCACCAGGAGUCUUUGCAGUCCAGCGUUCAUCAAGGCAUUACCGUCCAAUCUGUUCUUAACAUUGUCUCUAGGAAAAAGGGAGAACACUAAUGAAAACUGCGUAACAGACAAUCCCACCCACACAGUCAGGCAGGCAGGCAGACCGCGCUGUGUCACAUCCUCCUCACUCGUGGUGUUUUUCCAUUAAAACUUACGGAUGGGAAUAGUAGAAGUGGCUUAAUAGUAAUGGUGCUAAUAACACGUUGGAACAGGAUGCUUUGUGAAUGCUCUCGACCCCUGUGUUCUGUUCCCAUCUCAUUUGACGUACUGUAUGUCGGAAGGCAGGGACACGAUGAAAGUAUUUUAAAAUCAGAUACGGGUAUAUCCUCUGAUUCAGCACACUCUCUCACUUUAGUUCUUGUGUUUUUUUAUUUGGAAAUUUGACCUGUUGAUUUGUUUUCUUUUUAAAUGUAAUAGCUACAAAAAUGUAUAUUUUUAAAAUUGUGACUCUGUUUUAUGAUGUUCGCUAGAAAUAAAAAACAAAAAGCUUUAUAGA